GGCGCCUACUCCGGCCAAGUGCUCGUUUGGGACAUGCGCGCCCGGACCCUGCCCGUGCAACGAUCGCCUCUCUCCAUGACCGGUAUCCCCUCCCCACCCCUUCUCCCUUUCUCUCUCGCUCCUGUCCCUCACUCGCAUUUAUACCGGCCUAUUAGAAGCGGCCUCUCCUUCUCCCUCUCGAUCCUUCGCCGGAUUCCCUGUGCUGGCCUCCCUCUAUCCUCCCCUCAAUCCCUCCCUCACUUCCUCCCUCAAUUCCUCCUUCCCCCAGGGCACACCUAUCCCGUACAUGCCCUUGCGACCGAGACUGCGGCAGGCGGAAACGCUCACGUCCUGUUGUCGGCCUCCGCGGACGGUCGUGUAUGUCGGUGGGAUUUAAGCCGUUUAUCUGAGCCUCUGGACGUAGCUUCUGUCUCAGACGUCCCGGGCGACGGACCUGUCGUUGGAAAGAGGGAGGAAAGCCAGCCGCAGCAACCGCAGGAUGUCAGCAUCAUGGCCGUGGUGCUCCAGAAGGAUGAGAACUGGCAGGCGCACGGCAGCCUCAUCACCGCGCUCUCUCUUCAUCCGUCCACCCGGACUUCCUCCUUAUCUUCCUCCAAGUUUCGACGUUCCUCUCUCAGCUCCCUUCUCCUCUCUUCUUCUCUUGAUUGCACCAUCAAGCUUUGGUGCGAGCACGGGGAGGGGGGAGGGGAGGGCCGGAAGCGCAUGGGGAAGGAGGAAGGGAAGGAAAGAGAUUUGCACGAGGGCAGGCUCGUGAAUCUUCCCGGGCAUACCCACCGACCGCCCAAACCCUUGGUGUCCUCUUUCACGCACGGCGCGAACGCCUACGACUACGUGAACGAUGUGGCUUGUGACUAA
Messenger RNA from Nannochloropsis gaditana CCMP526, 855 nucleotides. RefSeq lists its product as uncharacterized. The record is from RefSeq and is a predicted model, not a curated record. The transcript has 5 exons. The coding region runs from base 34 to 855 and encodes 273 amino acids. Gene Ontology annotation, molecular function: protein binding.